Molecule: messenger RNA, 5622 nt
Organism: Hylaeus anthracinus
Lineage: Eukaryota; Metazoa; Arthropoda; Insecta; Hymenoptera; Colletidae
Product: post-GPI attachment to proteins factor 2-like
Exons: 5
Coding region: 295-1059 (254 amino acids)
Biological process (GO): GPI anchor biosynthetic process
Cellular component (GO): endoplasmic reticulum membrane; Golgi membrane
Source: RefSeq, a predicted model, not a curated record
UGCUAUAAAUAGAAAAAGUAGGUUAUCCCUAAAAUCAAUUCCGAAAAUAGGGCAAUUAACCGAAUAUGUUCAUCGUUUUAAAUAAGCAGUUUUGAGGCGAAAUCUUACAUCACACAGCUUCUGUCAUUUUUUUGCUAAGUUUUCCUCUUUAAUUUAUUAUGAAAUUUAAAGAAGUUUUUAAAACUUUCAAUUGAACCUAAAAUAAGGCUCAGUUAUUACCUUAAUGUAGCCUUAUUUAAUACUGUCCUCACUCUUAUUUUGUGCAUAAAUGCCAAAAUAUUAGAUAAUAUCACUAUGGAGUUAAAUAAUGUGGGAAGCAACAAAAGCUCAAUAUACGUGGCAAUAUCAUUUAAAAAAUUAUGUUUGGCAACAGUAUCUUUACCUCUGAUUACUCUUUUAUUCUGCUUUGUCACUGCGUAUAUUUUUCAACAAGAUGACAUUCACGAAACACAUUGUAGGGUUUACAAUGUACUUCCAUCAAUUUCUGCCAUUACUGGUGUAUCUCCUCAACGAUACUUGUGGCGUAUAUGUAUAGCAUUACAUAUUGGUCCUCGUUUAAUUAUAGCCAGUGUUUAUCAUGCGUAUUAUUAUAAUAUACUCAAAGCAAUCGAAGAUGUACCUUUGAGAAUUACGGGAUGUAGACUUUUAAAUUUAUGUUAUUGGUUGAAUAUCGCGGAAGUAGCAGCUUUAUGUGGCGUUACAUAUAUCUCCAACAGAGAGAAUUAUUCGGUGCAUGAAAAAAUCUUCAUUGCCUUCAUGAUUAGUUCCCUUACAUAUAUGCUAACAGCAGUAAGGCUGGGUCGCCUUGUGACACCAAAUGCACAAAGUCUUCAAUACAAACAGGCACUUUUUGUAACAAGUCUUAUUAGUACUAUUGGACUUAUAAUUUUCUUCCUAAAACACAGAUUACUGUGUCACGAUCUGGCAUUUAGUUGGUUUUCCUUAUGCGAGUAUGUGAUUGCCUCUGCAAACAUGGGUUUUCAUGUUACCGUAGUUCUAGACUUUCCCAAGGAGCAUCUGGUUGUUGGGAAUGGUAUAUCCGCCUUAAAGGCGGAAUAACGCGUCAUAAUAUUUUAUAUUCAUCAUUAUCUUAUUAUUGUAAUCAAAGUGCCUACUGCCACUGUCUGGAAGUGCUAUUGCCAAGAAUUAAAAUGAAAUUACAUAUUACACAAAGCUGGGUAUCCGCUGGCAAAUACUGAAGAACAUUUUUUUACAUAAUAUGUCUGUAUUAAAAGAAUCUAAAAGGAUUUAUAAAUAGUUACCGCACAUUUAAUGAAUUCUGUGAUAUUUUAUAACAUUUAUCGUCUAAAAAGUAAAAUUAAAAUCAUUAUUUUUAAAUACCGUUUUUCUUAUGAAAGGAAUAAAAAGAGAGAAAUGUCACAGAAUUAAUUCAUGAUACGACAUUGAAAAUAAUAAGUGAUUAUAAACUCCCAAAAGUUUGAUUGAAUGUUCCAUAAUGUAGACUCUUCUUAUAAAAUUUAUUUAUUUAUUUUGUGAACAGUUCUCGAAAUUUUAAUGUCUGAGCGAAAAUAUUUUUAAAAAUAUUGACUACAGUAUAUUUACUGGUAUACUAAAUGCUGACACAUGAUAAUAUUUGUAUGUACGUAUCAUGAAUAUUUACUACAUUUAAAUGGUUUUUUUGAAAUAUUUGUCUUGAUAAGGAUUCAAAAAAUGUUACAUACUAAGUGGAUACACAGUUCAAUGCACAACAUUUCUCUAAAUAACUCAUAUUUAUAAUUAAACAAGGUAAUACCAGUUUGAUCCAAUGCUAUACAUUAGAUUAGAAAUACUUAAAAUAGUUUUAUCUAAAUUGCUGCAUUUAGUUGUUAAUAAUUUUUAAUUUAAAGAACAUGUAUCUUCCAGUUAUUUUCCGAAAGAAUAACAAAUCUAGCGCUUCCAAAGUAUGGCACUGGUAUUUUCCCAGGCAAUGAAAUCUUUAAUGGCCUUUUGGGUAGUGGUAAACUCGUAGUGGUACUAGAUAAAUAUGUAUCCUACAUACAAACAAUAUUAAAUACUAUAAAGUCCAAAAACUAAUGGGAUUCCAUAUUUAGGUUCUAUGUAUAGUUCAUUUGAAAGAGGAAGAAAGAAUUAAUCGUGUAAAGGAAAAAUCGCGAUACGGGCUGGCUUAUCAAGAGUUUUAGACCCGCUUAUUUAGAGCAUUUUUGCAAAGUGAGAAUUCUAGUCGAUAAUUAAUUCUAGUCGUUAUAUUUUUGAUCUGUAUUAAAACGAUAUUACGUUGUCACGUCAUGAAGUUUUAUGCAUUGUUAGCAUGUAGGAUGCAUUUACGUCAACGUGACUUUUGUCUUUAACGGGGGUGCGUUUAUGGAAUAAUAAAUGUACGCAAAACUUAAUUUAAGGUACAAUAGAAAUAUUGUACAUCGUUGUAUGUACAGCUGUAUAUCAAUAUACUUUACCGUGCAUAAGUAUACAUGGGUUGUACAUUAUGUAAAAUAUAAUACAACCAAAAAGGAACGCAUAAUCGGUCCUGUACGUUUGAAAUUGAUCAUUGCAAUUUUAUGUUACGAAUAUAAGAAUUACUACUUACGUUUAUGUUUAACAUACAGUCUUUAAGUACAACAUAAUUGGCAUUUGAAUAAUUACGAAACACAUAAACAGAAACUAAAACCAAUAAUUAUCUUGUAUAAUAUAUUUCUGACCAAAGCUUAAAUAACGUCCGAAAUUAUGGAACAAAUUUAAGAAAUUAAUUCGUAUAACUGUUUGUACCAAAUUUUAUAACCGAGAGCGACAUACUCUCUUUUAAUACCUCUAUAAGGUAUUCACAGUAAUAUUUGACAGAGAACAUUAAGAAGGAGACCACAUGGUAUGUCGCGUGCCUAUUUUAACGAGGCUUACUAGGCAGCUAGGAAACUAAAAAACAUUUUACCAAUAUCAAACUUUAUAUUUAAAUUUCUUAAUCCUAUUUCUGAUAGUUAUCUGUUUUAUCGAUUUAUUUGUUAUUUGUAAAACUCCUUCUUUAUUUUUUUAUUAAGGGUAAAAUUCAUCGAAUAGUUACAUUACAUUGAUAACGUAAAUCGUAAAUGUUUUACUUAAUAUAUUUACUGAAAUAUUGUUUUCUUAUAAUAGCUAAUUUCUUCGGUUACGAAUAUUAAAAUGAUGCAUUUGAAUGUAUCGUGUGACGUAAUCUCUGAUUCUGAAUAAUCUCGUUUCCGUUAAUGUCUUUUCAAUUAGUUCUCAAGACAUUCAAAAAAAGUUUUGCAAUAAAGUCUAUUUCUUUUUUAAAUACUAUCAUUCCUACAACUUUCAAAAUUUCACAAAAUCGUAUUGUCGUACGAUAGAGAGUAUCUUUAAAAAUAAAAAGACUGCCGAACUUUUGAUUCUUAAUUACCGACAAGAUCUGAAUUAUAAAUACCGUUGUUAAAAAAAUUAUUCCUUAAAGUCUAGGAAAUGCUUUAGAUAUGGUAACAGGUUUAUUUCAAUCGUGUCUAUGCAAUUUCUGUAAUGAAUUCGUGAGAAUGCAAUUCCUUUUGAGUUAAUAUAGUGCAUUUCAGACCACUUAACUUCGGUAAUUAGGCACAAUACAUAUUACAAUUACAAAAAUAAAGAUAAAAAUUCUGAUUAUUAUUGCUUAAUUAUUAAUUAAUAAUUAUUUGUUGAUUCAGCUACAAAGCCUCGUGAACAUCGGCGCAUGACUUAUCACGUAGUCACCUUCUAAGCGAAACAAAGUUUACGAUGAAACACGUUGAUGUAGGUAUCGGAAUCAGUUUUAUAAAAUCGUACGAAUAUGUGUAAUACUUGAAGACAACCGGGCUGAAUACAUCGUUUAGCUUUAUAAAUGAUAUAUUUCAGUGUGACGCUUCUUAUAUAUUUUGUUUGAAAUGCAAAUAGACAUGGAUAGAUUUUAGAUAACGUUUAAAGGUGUCAUUAUUGCGCACUUUAUUAUACAAACGUUCCUUGUACGGUGUAUUUUGAUGUCUGAACAGUUUUUUGAAUCUUUCUCAGAGCUUCGUUACGAAAAUAAAUUUAUAAAAAAUACAAUAAUUGCGUAACAACUGUUUGUUUUGAAAUAUUAUCGUUGAAUUUUGAGCAACUCGCUUCGACGAAUGGUCAAAAAGGUAACUUUAAAUAUUGAAUCACUUAAAUUACAUAUCAUAACAGUUCCGUUACAAAACAGAAGAUUGUUUCUAUCCGUUUGUAAACACGAUAGGGAAACGUCGAUCGUCACAGUUGGUUUUUUCGAUACAAUUAUCAGACAUUAAAAUCCGUGCCAAGUGAUGUAUUAAAGAUACUCUGCAUAUAUUUACUGUACUGGCAUCGGCACCCACGGUGUUACGUAGAUUAAAAUCGAUGUACAAAAUAUCUUUAAUGAAUCGCUUACCUCUUAACUACAGUGUAAUCGUUUAAACCGUUUUACACGUUCAAUUGCAAUCGGUUGUUUAUCGUGCGUUCUUCUCAAUUAUCUUUGGAAAGUCAAAUUAAUUUGUAUAUUUGUAGGCUGUUCAUCGGUAGAUGUAGGCGGAAUAUAAGAUAUCGAUACUAAGAAUACUCUGAAAGCGAGACAAUUGUAAAUUCUUCUUUCGAAAUGGUUUGGAAAAAUGAAUAAUUAUGCAGUUAUAUUAGUUGGUCGACGAAUAACUUGGAAUUAUUUAUUGGUAGAUCGAAAGAGUAUCUGGUUACUCGGUUGGGUUCGUUUCGAUAGAUAAUCAUCUUAAUUUUAUGGUAGGCUCUCCUGUACUUACCGUGUAACGUUAUCAAUUGGAUUGUUUCGACGAGGUUACAAUCGACUCGAUUCGACUCGACUCGAGACAAAGAAAUCUGAUACGGUUUAUGUAAAAUGUCACGUCGGUGCCAGAAUAUAACGUGUUGAUGAAGUGCAAGUUGGAGCAACCUUGACAUGUGUCAGAAUCUUUAUUUAAUUGAUGUCAGCCACUUGGCACGAUGACUCUGUCAUGAAUUAGGCUGAAUGUCCCCUGCGGUUUGAGCAGAGAUUCAUUAUGUAAAGUAGUCGAAAGCUGGUUCUGGAGCAGAGUGACGGGCCACUAUAAUUACAAUAAUAAUUAUACAUUGGACGCAUCGAGCGACGAAUAACGAUAUCCACUUUUUUCCACAUUGCUCCUCCCCGCGAUUUGUACAUAUAGCGAGUGCACGUGUAGUUAAAAACUUAGGCGAAGAACUUUAUAUAUCAGUAAGUAAGUUCGAGUCGCUUGAAAUUGCAGGCAUCCGGGUAGCGACCGUCGAAAGACUCGAUAAUCGGUUUUUCAAUUAUAAUUAUACGUCAAUUUUUCUCGUCGCAUGCAUGCACGCACCUUAGCAUUCGCGAGAAGAGUUUUAGCUCGAACUUCAAAAUUACACUACGAGUUAACGUGAAAUUGUACCACGAAGACGCACAGUGGUCUGAAAUCGCGAAAACCUAGCCAAAAAGAGAACGAGUUGAAAGAUAAAUAUAAAAAUUGAAGCAUUAUAAUUUUUGCGGUCACUGAUUGCGAAUCUGACAUCAAAAUUACGAAAUUCAAAGUGGCAGAUUCAACACGGUCACGAUGUAUAUUAGAAAUUUAUUAGAUUUGCGUAAAAUUGGUACAUUAUGGCUUUUGUGGUCCCUGAUUACGAAUCUGACAUCAAAAUUUUGAAAUUCGAAAUUACGGAUUCAAUAUGGCCGACAUGUAU